Naegleria gruberi is the source of this 1050-nucleotide messenger RNA. RefSeq lists its product as uncharacterized. The annotation marks the transcript as partial. The record is from RefSeq and is a predicted model, not a curated record. NCBI's taxonomy places the organism in Eukaryota, Heterolobosea, Eutetramitea, Acrasida, Naegleriidae. Gene Ontology annotation, molecular function: alpha-1,6-mannosyltransferase activity; GPI mannosyltransferase activity. Gene Ontology annotation, biological process: GPI anchor biosynthetic process. Gene Ontology annotation, cellular component: endoplasmic reticulum membrane; mannosyltransferase complex. The transcript is spliced from 2 exons.
AUGUCCUCUCUGAAUAAUUCUUCAUCAACAACAAAUUACAUUGAUUAUGAAACAAAUUCUAAUCAAUUUUUCGGAAAGGGUUUCGCCCAUUGGGAUAGUGUUUUCUUCAUGAGGAUUGCAAAAGUUGGUUAUUAUGAAUAUGAGAAUUUUUUUGCCUUCUUUCCUCUCUUUCCCUUCAGUGUACGAUAUUUGACAUUGUUUGUUGUUCAACCUGUUAGAGAAUUUUUAUUCAGUGGUAGUCAAUUACAUCAUGUAGACGAUUAUGUAAUUAGUGGAGUACUAAUUUCGAAUAUUUGUUUCAUAAUUUCGGUUUAUGUAUUUAUCAAGCUGACUAAGGAACUAUUUGGAAAUAAUUGGAAACUCAUCAAGAUUAGUACUCUACUGUAUAUUAUUAAUCCUGCUACUGUUUUUAUGAGUGUAGCCUAUACAGAGAGCAUGUUCUCCCUAUUCUCACUGUUGGGAAUGUAUUUCCAUGCAAAGAAAAGACACGUACUAUCAUGUCUAUUUUUUUGCCUGGCAACUGCAACAAGAGGAAAUGGAAUAGCUCUUUGUGGAUUUUACAUUUAUCAAUUUAUAUUCGACCAAUUUAAUUUAUGGAAAAAUAGAAAGUCUGAAGACAGAAUUUCAAAAUUAUUCAAAUACUUUCUUUUUGAUUUUGUAAAAUAUAUCAUUGUAGGAUGUGCAUCCGUAAUGUUACCUUAUUUAUUAUUUCAAUAUUAUGGAUAUAUCUCAUUCUGCACUGCUCAAAACGGAUUAAGCUCUCCAAUUGGAAAGGAUUACAUUUCCAAAUAUCAUCCAUGGUGCCAAUCAACAUUACCUCACCUCUAUGGUUACGUACAAAGCAAAUAUUGGAAUGUUGGACUAUUCAAAUAUUACGAAUUCAAACAAAUUCCAAAUUUCUUGCUUGCUAGUCCUAUGAUAUUAAUAUCAUUAACAGCCAUUUAUCAAUACUUUUCACACGACAAGAUGAGAUUCAUCUCUAUUGGUCUCUUUCCCACUCAUCCUCAAGAAAAGUCUCUAUUCGAAACCAACAACCAAAUUUUCGUUUAU